AAUCCAUUAGAUUUUUUUUGGUUUGUUAGGUUUGAAUGCAUAUUUACUAUCAAAUGAAAUCACACAUGAUUUUUACAUAGUACAUCCUGUUGUAUAGUAGUAUUUAAGAUCAUUUAACACUACUCUAAUUUCCUUCUGAUUUUAGUGUGAAUUACUUUAGAACUAAGCUCAAACCUUUAUACUUUAGCUAAGAAAAAAUGUUCAUAUUCGUGCCCAAUCCCACAGUCCGGAUACAAAGUCGGGUUUGAAUCGGUUGACCCACUAACCCGCGUACAUAAUUUGCCGUUACCGCCGUCUAACCGCCGUUAAUCUCCAAGCCCAGCAACCGGCACGACGAGCUACUUAUUUGCAUCGUCACUCGCCCGUUGACGGAACCCCGGCGCCGCCGCCUUCAAUCGGCAACAUCGCCACCACUUCUGAGGUUGAUUUUGAGGGAAAAAGGUUUUAAUGGGCCUAACAUCUGAGAGUGAUGCGAAGGAAGGAAUGAAAUUAUGUAUGUUUGAUUUGAGGAGGGGCCAAACGGAAGGGCAGGAGUUGGACAAGAUUCUCUUCUUCUAUCCUGCCGAUUUGCCCCUUACGACUCAGCUGUCGGUUAUUGGCCUCAGCGAAGGAUUGAUUACUUUUACCAGAAUUUUCUCUCCAGAUGCUCCUUGUGAGGUGAUUGAAGCUGAGAAGCAUUGUCAUGUUUUUUAUGAAGCAGAGCCAGAUAUAUGGAUGGUGCUGGUAGUAGGAAAAGAGAAUUCAGAAGCCAUUUGGCGUGUUGAUUCUCUACGGAAUGUUCUUAAAGAAGUCCAUUCCCUUUUUAUGAUGUUUCAUGGAUAUAUUAGGGCACUGGUUGAUAAAGAACCGAGUGGAGGACUUGUUAGAAGCCAUUUGUACUAUUUCAUUAUGGACUUUUUAAGUGAUUUUUCCAUCGGGAAGAAGCUUCAGUUGCCGAAUUUUCGUGACUCUCUCAAAGAGCAAGGAACGUUGCAGAUGUUAACUGUGGGGCGUGAGGCUGCUAUAGAAGUUCAGUCUCUCGUGACAGUAUUGGAAUCUUGUGUGGGGAACACACAAUGCUACUCAAUGACCAUGUUCCAGGAUCUACUUGUCUCCACAAAUCUAUCACCUAUUGACACUCUGAACCUAUUUACUUAUGCUGUCCUAAGGCUAACUCCUCUUGCUCUAUUCCAUGGAGCAAGUUCAUGGUCCUCUUCACGUAAAACAGACACUGCAUGCAAUACUUAUGCUGGAGCUUUACUAGUUACUUCUGUCUCUGCCAUGGAUCAGUAUUACAAUUCCCAUGAUACAUCCCCUCUUAGAAGGCACAGUUAUCCUCUAGUGAGGCCUUUGCAGCAUUCCAAGUGGUCCAAGGGGAAGGACGGUUUUCUUACCACUGAUAUUUGGGGUACAGAAGUUAAUAGUUUAGUGCCUUUAUGCCCAACAAUUUGGCUUCAUCAAACAGAGGAGAAAAUGUUUCUAUUAGCUUAUCAGCAUAGAGGCCUCACUGUUAUACUUCUGGUUCCAGUCUCAUCUGUCAGUGGAGAUCAAGGAAUUGCUGUGCUGAAGCAGCAAAUUAUCGAAAAUGCAUCACUAAAGAUGCUUAAAGUUGAAGAGAAGCUAUCAAGAGGAUGGGGUGGUGAGAAUGCAUAUCAUGUGAGUGGCUAUCGUUAUCUGUUGGUGGAUGGUGAUAGAUAUGUAUCUAGGGCGUCUCCGCCUGGAAAAGUAACAACUUUGACAAAGGAAUCCUUAGUUGCCCUGAGUAAGCUCCGAGAAGAGGUCGACUCAGAGAAAGCUAGAGCUAAAUGGGACAACUCAGGUCAUGAAAAGGAUAUAGAAAUAUGCAUUAGAGCCAAAAACAAUUCUUGGCUCAUCGCGCGGCUUGUUAGAGGAAAGGAGCUUUAUAUGGUUCUAGAGAAAGGCAGUGAAACCCUUCUGUAUGCCGCUGAUGCUGCUGAGAAGUUCAGUGAAAGGUAUUGCAAUGGUGCGUUUUCCUUGGACUAGACAACAAUUGGACUGCCACAUUCUGUAGAUGAUUGUUUCAUGCAUGUAUCAAAAAAGAGAAGUAGGCUUUAAGAGAUCGAAUUAUGUGUAGUUUAUUCAUACGUAGAAAAUCUAAUGUUUGUAUGAAUUGUGUGUGUGUGUGAUUUCUUUUUUUCCACCCAUUUUCAACAGUUUUUUGGGAUCUCUUAACGUAGAGGGUUGUAACAUGGGAUCGUUCAUUUGUAAUGUGACAAAUCAGAAAAUAAAAUUUUACUUAAUUUAUGUGGAAGACCCUAUAUUUGUUUC
This is a messenger RNA of Salvia miltiorrhiza (redroot sage), 2268 nucleotides long. Its product is annotated as vacuolar fusion protein CCZ1 homolog B-like. The coding region runs from base 448 to 1983 and encodes 511 amino acids. Gene Ontology annotation, biological process: vesicle-mediated transport. Lineage: Eukaryota; Viridiplantae; Streptophyta; Magnoliopsida; Lamiales; Lamiaceae. The transcript has 10 exons. The record is from RefSeq and is a predicted model, not a curated record. Gene Ontology annotation, cellular component: Mon1-Ccz1 complex; intracellular membrane-bounded organelle.